Molecule: messenger RNA, 524 nt
Organism: Ectocarpus sp. CCAP 1310/34
Lineage: Eukaryota; Phaeophyceae; Ectocarpales; Ectocarpaceae
Source: the annotation of a GenBank genome assembly
UGCUGUACAAGAAGGGUGACCGGUCCAACUGUAGCAACUACAGGGGGAUUUCGCUACUAUCUCACGUAGGCAAGGUCCCCAUCUAGAUAAUCACCAACCGUCUAAGCGCCUUCUGCGAAGCCAACAACAUCCUCCCGGAGGAACAGUGCGGAUUACAACCCGGGCGAUCCACCGUCGACAUGCUGUUCGUCGUGCGCCGCCUCCAGGAGCUGGGGCGGAGAAAGAAAAUACCGCUAUACAUGUACUUCGUCGACUUGAACAAGGCGUAUGAUUCGGUGGACCGAGAGAUGUUAUGGAAGGUGCUGGCCAGGGCCGGGAUUUCCGCGAAGCUGAUCGAAGUCAUCCGCCAAUUCCACGAUGGAAUGCGGGCCCGGGUGCGCAUGGACGACGGAGAACUAUCGGACUGGUUCUUCGUGACACAGGGCGUGCGACAAGGAUGUGUGCUAUCCCCACUGCUGUUCAACAUCUUCUUCGCCGAGGUCCUCGAGGUCGUUGUCAUCCGAUUCAGCGAGGAUGAUGUUGUU